AAAAAAAUCAACAGCAAAGUAAAAUCAUGUCUCGUCUGCUCCGAUUGGUUCUAAGUUAGAAAGUUCAAAUUGAAUGGUAAGUGAAAGUGGCGGUGGCACCUUCAAAUCCAACUCCUUCGGACCUCACAACACAGUGAUGUUCAACUUCUCCUCUCCCAGGCUGUAGCUCAUUGUUGUGAACCCAGACGCAGUUUGUGGUUGAUUUGAGAGAAAUGUCCCUCCUUAGUAGAUUCUUUUACAGAAGACCUCCUGAUGGAUUGCUUGAAUUUGUUGACAGAGUAUACGUUUUCGAUUCAUGUUUUUCUACUGAAGUUCUACCAGAAGGAAUCUACCAAAUCUAUCUGCAUGAAAUUAUAACUGAGUUACAUGAAGAAUUUCCUGACUCGUCAUUUCUUGCGUUUAAUUUUCGCGAGGGUCAGAAGAGGAGUCAGUUUGCUGAUAUACUGUGUGAAUAUGAUGUUACUGUCAUGGAUUAUCCACGACAGUAUGAGGGUUGCCCUCUCCUUCCGUUGUCCUUGAUUCAACAUUUUCUUAGAGUUUGUGAGAGUUGGCUUACGAUGGGGAAUAAUCAGAAUAUUAUUCUUCUGCAUUGCGAGAGAGGGGGUUGGCCGCUAUUAGCAUUUCUUUUAGCUAGUUUUUUUAUUUUCAGAAAGUUGCAUAGUGGAGAGCGUAGGACUCUUGAAAUUGUUCAUCGAGAGGCUCCUAAAGGUUUCUUGCAGCUCUUGUCUCCUCUAAAUCCGUUUCCAUCGCACCUUCGUUAUAUUCAGUAUGUAGCUAGAAGAAAUAUUGCUCCAGAGUGGCCACCUCCAGAGCGAGCACUUUCUCUAGAUUGUGUUAUUCUUCGGGCCAUUCCAAACUUCGAUUCGCAAAAUGGCUGCAGGCCACUUAUCCGUAUUUUUGGUCGGAAUCUCAACAGCAGGGAUGGUCUUUCAACCCAAAUGCUCUUCUCCAUGGGCAACAAGAAGAAGAACCUUCGACAUUACUGCCAGGCAGACUGUGAUGUGAUUAAAAUGGACAUACAGUGUUUGGUGCAAGGAGAUGUUGUCUUGGAGUGUGUCCAUUUGGACUUGGAUUCAGAAAGGGAAAUUAUGAUGUUUCGUAUCAUGUUUAACACUGCAUUUAUCCGAUCCAACAUAUUGAUGCUGAACUGUGAAAACUUGGACAUUCUUUGGGAUUCAAAACAGCGGUAUCCAAAAGGUUUUCGUGCAGAGGUUUUGUUUGGGGAAGUUGAGAGCAUCUCCCCUCCCAAGGCUCCAACUACAAUUUUAAAUGGAGAGGAGAAAGGUGGAUUACCCAUUGAAGCUUUUUCCAGGGUUCAAGAACUUUUCAAUGGGGUUGAGUGGGUUGAUAACAGUGACGAUGCUACCCUGUGGUUGCUUAAACAAUUAUCUGUCUUAAGUGAUGCGAAAGAACUUUCAAGACUGCAAAAUAGAGGAAGUUCAUGCACGUCACCUGUGGACUCUGAAGAAGAAAGCACUGCAUCUUGCAUAGCUGAGGCUGAUAGUUUGGAUGAAGUUUUUGAUGUCUUUCCUAAGCCCCAAGCAGAUACAGAGAAAUUACGUCCAUUAAAUAUUGCUGAUUUAGUUACCUUACCUUCUGAAAAUGAUGCACAUGAGGUUGUUGUUACUUCAGAACCUCUAGAUCAAUUGUCUGCUGAAACUGCUUUGCCUUCACUAAAUCCAGUAGUAGUUCCGACUAAAGAAACACUACCUUAUUCCCCUCCAUCAGUAUCUCGGCCUUCUUCUGUUCCUCACAUACCAGUGCCACCAUCUCCAUCACCUUUUAUAUAUGAAGGAAUUCCUUCAUCGAUGUCUGCAGUAGCACUGCCACCAUUGCCACCACCACCACCACCACUACCACCACAUUCUAUUUCUAGUGGCAUUGCUUUGUCAAUGCAUGCACCAACACUAACACCUCCACCACCACCACCCCCACCCCCACCACCUCCACCUUAUACAAAAGAUUUUGGUAGAUUUCCACCAAAUGUGCCACCGCCACCUUCUCUACCUGUGCUUUCCAGUGGGGAUUCUAUGCAACAUUUGCCUCCAACUAACAAGAAAGGUCCUCCACCACCAAGUUUCUCUAGUAAAGAUUCUUUGGCAAUGCCUUCAACAACUAAUGAAGGAUUAGCACCUCCACCACCACCACCUCCUCCUCCUCCUUUCAAUUAUUCUAACUCCUUCUUGCCAACCCCACCACCGCCAUCGCGACUGCCACCGCCACCACCACCACCACCACCACUGCCACCACCAGCACCAUCUCCUUUAAAUUCUUCUAAAGCCCUCCCACCACCACCACCACCACCACCACCACCUCCUCCUUCUCCUCCUCCUCCUCCUUUUAAUUCUUCUAAAGCCCUCCUAGCACCAGCACCCCCACCCCCACCUCCUCCAUUUAAUUCUUCUAAAGCCCUCCCAUCAACCCCACCACCUCCACCACCGCCACCACCUCCCCUCAAUUCCUCUAAAGCCAUCCCACAGGCCCCACCACCUCCCCCACUUUCCACAAAAUCUAGUCAACCAUCUUUGCCACCUCCCCCUCCCCCUCCACCUCCACCUACAUCCUUGGGUGGUGCUAGUAUUGCAACAUUGCCUCCACCAACUCUUGUUCGAUCAGCACCUCCAGCACCACCGCCGCUUCCAAUGUCAAAAUCUACUUCUAGUUCUAUACCUUCAACACCACCUCCACCGCCUCCUCCUUCAAUAAGUCGUAAGCCUGGCAAUGCCCCUAGGCUGCCUCCACCUCCACCUCCACCCCCUUUAGAACCUACAAAGUCAGGUUCAGUCCCGCCACCUCCACCACCAGCACCCAAACUUCCUACUGCUCCCCCUCCUCCACCAACUCCUGGCAUGAUGCCAAAGCUGCCUGCAUCGCUCGGACCAAAAAGUUCUACGCUGCCACCACCACCACCUCCAUCCAUUGGAAAGGGGAAGGUGACUUCAGGGCCCACAAGUCAUGGCAGAGGUCGAUUAGUCAGUGGAGGUGGUCUUGCCCCUAAGAAAACUUCAUUGAAGCCCUUACAUUGGGUGAAAGUUACUCGAGCAAUGCAAGGGAGUUUAUGGGCUGAUUCUCAGAAACAAGAUAAUCAGUCAAGGGCUCCUGAAAUAGAUAUAACGGAACUUGAAAGUCUGUUCUCAGCAGCUUCAGAUGCAAGUGGCACCAACAAAGCUGGAGGUCGACGUGGUUCUAACAUCAAUAAACCUGAGAAAGUGCAACUGGUUGACUUGCGUAGAGCAUAUAAUUGUGAAAUAAUGUUGACGAAGAUAAAAAUUCCUCUGCCAGAUAUGAUUAGUGCAAUUCUAGCUUUGGAUUCUUCUGCUCUAGAUAUUGAUCAGGUUGAGAACCUAAUCAAGUUCUGUCCCACGAAGGAAGAAAUGGAAAUGCUGAAGAAUUAUUCAGGUAACAAGGAAAUGCUUGGAAAGUGUGAACAGUUCUUCAUGGAGUUGAUGAAGGUUCCACGGGUAGAAUCCAAGUUACGGGUUUUUUCCUUUAAAAUCACCUUUUGUAGCCAGGUUGAAGAUUUAAGAGGUAACCUGAAUACUAUUAAUGCUGCUUCAAGAGAGGUAAAAGAAUCAGUGAAAUUGCGCCAGAUAAUGCAGACUAUUCUUACUUUAGGAAAUGCUUUGAAUCAAGGCACAGCACGAGGAUCUGCUGUAGGGUUCAAAUUGGACAGCCUUCUCAAAUUAUCUGACACUCGUGCUAGAAACAACAAAAUGACUUUAAUGCAUUAUUUGUGCAAGCUUCUUGGUGAGAAAAUGCCAGAGUUACUGGAUUUUGACAAGGAUCUUGUUCAUUUGGAAGCUGCAGCUAAGAUUCAAUUGAAAACUCUGGCUGAAGAAAUGCAAGCUGUAAGUAAAGGUCUUGAAAAGGUUGAGCAAGAAUUGUCAGCUUCAGAAAAUGAUGGUGCUAUUUCUGUGGGCUUUCAGAAGGUGUUGAAAAAUUUUCUUGAUACUGCUGAAGCUGAUGUAAGGGCACUUAUAUCCUUAUAUUCUGAAGUGGGGAGAAAUGCUGAUUCAUUGUCUCAGUACUUUGGGGAGGAUCCAGCUCGGUGUCCUUUUGAGCAAGUGACUCAGAUCUUGGCUGUUUUUGUUAAGAUGUUCAAAAAGUCGCGAGAGGAGAAUGAAAAGCAGGCUGAUGCGGAGAAGAAAAAACUGGAGAAGGAAGCCAUGAAAGAAAAGGCAGCAGCUAAUUUAUCUGCAAAAAAAGAUGGGGUUGAUGUCGACAAGUCAAUACGGAACAUUCAAAUUCAGAAAUAGGCUCCCAACUACUCCUCAAAUGAAUGCGACAGCGAGCACACAUUCUUAACAGAUGCAAGAGCUGCAUUUAAGGAUUCAAUAACAAGAUGCUGAACUUGUUUGUGGCAUUUUGCAGCUUCUUUAGUAUAGACCCCGGUGUUUUGUUUGCAGCAAAGAACCAGGCAGGUUCUCUUCUUUCUUGCUGCCAACCUCCGAAGAGAGUUGAAAUUUUCCACCAAUGCUGAAAAUGUCAAAAUGGGGUCAUUACAGAAACAUGUUUAGCGUUGUAGAUAGUAUACAUGAAAGACAUAUUUUCAGCUGAGAAACCUGUUCAUAUUUAUAUCCCACUUUGUAUUAUUGUGCUAGAGAUGUAAAAGUAUUUCAGAAAUUCAAAGUCUCCGUUCAUUUUAACCAA
This is a messenger RNA of Mangifera indica (mango), 4650 nucleotides long. Its product is annotated as formin-like protein 14. NCBI's taxonomy places the organism in Eukaryota, Viridiplantae, Streptophyta, Magnoliopsida, Sapindales, Anacardiaceae. Bases 213 to 4256 code for a protein of 1347 amino acids. The record is from RefSeq and is a predicted model, not a curated record. The transcript has 18 exons.